GGAUAACACAAAUAAUGACGUCACCAUAGAUGCUACAGUUUAUGUAAUGGAACUUUCUUCAUAGAUGCCGCUCAACGUUUCGAACAAACCCUGGCGCGCAAAUUCAAAUAACCGGAUCGCGUUUAUGGAUUAUUUUUCACCCCUAUUUACAUUCCCCUUGCGCAAUAAAGGGAGGACGAUUUCUUGAAUCUUGACCGUGUCGAAUGGCCGGCUACACGAGGCAUGGAAUCAUAAUGUAAAAAUGAAUUUUUCUCCAUUCGGAAGUCCAUUGAUACAUCAAUUUGCAGCCAAAUUGACUCAAGAUGUUUCACCCAGUAAUUCGUUUCCUAAUUCUCCAGCAGAAGAUACAUUUACACUUACAAACAGGUAUACAGCGAAUGGUAUUCCGUCUUUUACCCAACACCAUCAUGCGACCACUGCCCAACAUCAGCAACUGUUUGCCGCCUCCAGUAAAUCGAACGGCGGCAACUACCUCGGUUCGCCAAUUUACAGUCCGAUGUCCAAAAGGCAGAAUUUUGAACAGCCGCAAAAUUUUGAUAGUAUUUUCGCUAUGAGGUCGCCAAGUAAUGGAGAAAAUAACAAUAAGAAAAAAGAUCAUCAUUACCAAGAUAAACCUCCAAUACAAAACCUUCAAUUACCACAAAAUCAUCAAACGCAAACAGUGUUAAAUCCUUGGCAAAACUUAGCUACUUCCACUAAUGCAGUUGCAGAUUAUUUGUCCCAAUUGCCGGCCAGCACUUUACCAUUGAGUUUGCACGAGUUUCUAAAAUAUUCAGCUGAAACUCUCAACAAAAAGGACAAUACUAUCGAAAUUAAUGGUUCAAUCAAUACUAACAAUAAUACAAACAGUGGUACUUUGAGUACCAUCGAUACCGCCCAUCUACACAACAAUAUUGUAACUAAAAAGAAGAAAAAGAAAAAGCAGGAAAAGGAAAAGAAGCCCAAGCCCAGACCUGGUGAAAUCCGUUUAUCAACAGCCUUAGACGGUUCCACUUUAUAUUGCUGUCCAGAAUGCCACAUGGCCUUGCCAGAACGCGACUUACUCGAGCAACAUUUGAUGGGCCACAACAUGGAAAGACGUUUUGUUUGCGACAUUUGUGGAGCAGCCCUUAAGCGCAAAGACCACUUGACCAGGCACAAGCAAAGUCACAAUCCUGAAAGGCCUUUUGUUUGUUCGGUUUGCCUCAAGGCUUUUAAAAGAAAAGAGCAGUUGACGUUGCAUUUUGUUAUACAUUCUGGAGAAAAACGGCAUGUGUGUACUGAGUGUGGAAAAGGCUUUUAUCGCAAAGAUCAUUUGAGAAAGCAUACGAGGUCUCAUAUUGCUAGGAGGGUGAAAGCGGAAUUGUCUCAACAAGGUGCAGGCCUGCAUGGCAUUUCUUCUUAAAACUUGUUUUGAUAACAGAGGUUAAUUCUCAAGAUGACUUUAAAACUUAAAGGAGAACUUAUUUUUGCCCAGAGUGAAAAGACUUCGAGAUCCGGCUCGAAAAACCAUGAAAAGGCUUCGGGAAUACCCUAAAUCUUUAUCUGUUCGCUACUACUUUAUUCUAGCAGCCUCACAAUAGAUUUCAGGUAAAAAAGGCUUGACCGUAGUAGGAGUUGAAUACUUGAGCACAUAGAGACUCGACACAGUCUUUCCAUUUCUCAACAUCACAUACAUAAUCUAGAAUAAAAUACCAUCUCCUUUUAGUUUUAAAUUAUGUCUUAUUAAUUACGUAUUAUAGAUAAAAUUCUACUGUUUAAUAGUUUCAAAAUUCUUAAAGAAAAGAAUGGCGUUUUUUUUUUCUAUAGAGAGAACGAGGAAAAAUUAAAAGUGAAAAUUUUCAGGGCUGUGAUUUAAAAAGACAAAGUAGGUACGGUUGUAAAUAUACAAAACUUUAGGCUAAAAACUGCGAGAGAGCAAAACUUUUUGGUGAUAUAAUCUUUAGACAGUGGAAUUUUUUUAGUUUCAUUUGUGGCACGAUCAGAGUACAAUAUAAUGUGACAAAAGUAUAGCUUAAGAACUAUGAUACAACUACCUCAAUUUUUUAUAAUAAUUAGAUGUUAAUACUUACCAUAUUGUUUUAAUUGAGUACUCUGUGAAAUGCAUAAUAUAGAAUUGUGGUUAAUAAACAUUAAGUACAAAAACUAAUUUGCAAUACAAAUGUAUUCCUAUACUAAAACAAAAAAAUGAAAUUUUAUUGAAGCAAUUAUUGAAAAAGUCUGCUCUUAUAUUGUUAAUCAACCAAUUAGAUUGUAGAAAAAGGAAUAUUUUGUAUCUUUUAAAUGUGCUUCGUGAUUGGUUUUUGUGGUUUUGAGCUUCAACUAUUAUUAUUAUUGUGAUUUCCCAUAAUGACUUCCCCAGAAGUUGCUUUGUGUAAUUUUUAGGAAAUAAAUCUUUCUGUAUUCC
Molecule: messenger RNA, 2386 nt
Organism: Ceutorhynchus assimilis (cabbage seed weevil)
Lineage: Eukaryota; Metazoa; Arthropoda; Insecta; Coleoptera; Curculionidae
Source: the annotation of a GenBank genome assembly